Molecule: messenger RNA, 618 nt
Organism: Rotaria sordida
Lineage: Eukaryota; Metazoa; Rotifera; Eurotatoria; Philodinida; Philodinidae
Source: the annotation of a GenBank genome assembly
AUGACAGAUAUUGUUAAAGCUGGUUGGCUAUUACGUCGUACAACUAUAUUAAAAAAUUGGAAGCGUGAAUGGUUUAUCUUGACAAAUGAUGCUCGCCUUCGUCGUAUGUCAAAUCCUGAUAAACAAUUUGAUAAAGCUGAUGAUGUAUUUCAAUUAAGUCGUUGUCGAGAAUUACGUAUUGGUACUGAACAAGUUCCCUAUAAUAUUGAACCACCCGAUGGUUCAACACGUGCACAAUUGAUGCAACUUGUACCAAGUGAAGGUGAUCCAUGGACAUUAUGUGCUGAAUCAACUGAUGAUUUACUUGCAUGGCAAACAUCAUUUGAUGAUGUUCGUCAAUUACAUAUUGAGCGUAUGCAACAACAGCAAGCUCGAUUUAAUAAUAUACAAUUUCCACCUGGUCGAUAUGAUUUUGCUUAUUAUCCAGGUGUUUAUGAAGGUGAUUAUCCACAUCAAGUUUAUCGUGCAUCUGAUGGAUCAACACAUACAGUUAUAUUUGUUGAUCGAGGUUUACGUUAUGGUACAGGUAGUGGUUUAGCAGCAGGUGCAUUAACUGGUAUGGCUUUAGGUAGCCUUAUGUGGUGGCCAUUCUUUAUGUUUCCGUUAAUGUGGUAUUAA